AUGUCCUCGGGAAGCUCCAGUACUGCCUACAAGCAGUCCGUUGGGAAUGCGUCUGCCAAUGAAGCUGCCGCUAUUGCCGCGGGAACUGCAGCACUCACGGAGGAAGUGUCUUCCGCAAUGGCUCUGGAAAGUUUGAAGAAGGACGCUUACGUCGCAGCCCACAUAGCAGUCAGGAAGCAGUUGUACGCUGGCGGGUG
Molecule: messenger RNA, 197 nt
Organism: Amoebophrya sp. A120
Lineage: Eukaryota; Dinophyceae; Syndiniales; Amoebophryaceae
Source: the annotation of a GenBank genome assembly